AGUAGUGCUCACUAGUUAGAGUUGUGCCAAGAAAUGUUGUUUAGUGUUGGUAGUUUCAGUGCUUAGUAAGUGUGCAAAGACGGAGAUAAAUGUCUCACUGACAACAAUUGAUCAAUUCGGCAGCUCACUUCUCAUGACCACCACUCCGUCCGCAAGCGAGUUAUUCUUUCCAAAUUUUUGGGAGCUGUUACUUUCUUACCCAUCUGUAGGUCCAUGUAGUUAGUUUUGUGCAAAAUCGUCUUGUGCUUCGAGCAAUAGCCGCCGAUUAUAGGUAUCUGGCGAAGAUCGGUUACUUACUCUAACUGAAAGUAAUAUUACUGAAGCAAUUUGAAAACCUCUGUUGAAGGGAGAUAAUUCCAGGGACAACAAUGCAAUCUACAAAUUGCAAGAACAGGAUUCAAUUUGCACACAAAACAAGACAGGAGUAAUCUACUGUAUUAAUUAGAAGCUGUCAACAAAGUUGCAUCAUAGAUCUAUAGUUGCAUGGCCUUAAAUCUACAUCACACUAUCAAAUGAAACUGACAGAAAAGUUGCUUAAACAAGCGUAAGGUGGAUAUUGAUGAGAGUUCUGACACAUGAUACUGUGUAUAUACGAAAGAAAAGAUAGCAUGGUUACUUUAUAUCUAAAAAAAACACCCUGCUAUCUAUGGCUUGACCAAAUCCAGGUUUUUCUGGUUUGCCUAGAGUCUGCAAAAGAGAACAUAGGAGUUAGAAACAGCAAAACGAAAAUUGGUCUGACAUCGCUACUUAAGCCUAAAAUAUUUGACUUAUCAAGCUACCCUCAUACAUGGAUGUGUCUCAUGAAAAAGCUUCGCUCGAAUGGGAGACAAUUGUCGAGUGUUCUACACUACUCAUCGACUCAAUUAAAAGAAAUAUCGACAACAUUGGGAAUGAAUUCCAUAGCAAAUGGUUUUUAUCAGAGAGUGAAUAUGAAAGUUUGAAACAGAUUGGUCCCGGCUCAGAACCUUCUAUUAGAGCUCGAAAAAUUAUCAGCGCCGUGGAAGAUAGAGUAAAGUUUCGACCAGCAUUGUUUAAAGAUUUUGUUGCUGUUUUGAGGAGUCAAAGUGAAUGGAUGCGUGACUGUACCGAAAAGGUCGAGCAAUGCUACGAAGCGAAGCAAUUUAAAAGGUCUAAAGAAAGUCAAGGUCCAGGAUUUGUGUGUCCGUACUGCCAAAAGUGUACUUUAGAGGGCUUCUUCAUGUCUGGAUGUCCGAAAAUAAAAGAAAAGAAAAUACCUCCUAUCAGCUCACCAACUUUUCCUUAUCUCGAUACUAAACGUUUAAGUGAGCCAGAGAAACACAUGUUGCUUGAUAAUCUAACUACUGAUUAUGAAUCAAUUGUGAGUGCAUUUCGUAAGCUCUGCAUGACACUGUCCAAGUCCCAAACUUUAAAAGAUGAGAUAGAUAAUAUUAAGCUUUUCCUAUCAGCCUCAGCAAUCUUUUCAAAAGAAGAAAAAAUGCAACUAUCGAGUUCAAAGGAAAUGUUUGAAGUGCUCAUGAUUCUUCUGCUGGAAAGGGCUUCUUUCUUCAAUCAUCAAACUAUUGAGUUAGUCGUGAAUGAAUAUGGGUCAUCAGAUGACAAAUGUGAAUUGCAAAAGUACUUGGAUGAGUUCAAUUCGUAUUGUAAACACAAUGUGUUCGAAGUGCCACACGCUGUCUUUCAUCCUGGUCAAAACGAGGAUAUUAAACACUCAACAUUUGCCCUAAAAUACUCUGAAGAAGGUCCCAUUAUGUUACAGAAGAUAAAUAAAAUCUGUAAUCGUAUAGCGAAGACCUUGCACAUAAAUUCUUGGGCGUUGUCAUUAGUAUCCAUUGAAAAGGGGUGUGUAUUCCUAACAUUUGCCAUUCCUAUUGCGAUAGCUACUGAGGUUUUGCCAAUUUCUGAAGCUCAGUUGAUGAAAUUGAGCAGAUACGGAUUAGGUGGUGAUAAAGACAUUGGUGCAUUAGAAGACUCACAUGGAAAAGUUGCUACAACAGAAGAAUAUGAAUCAGAGAAUGCUACUGACACGACAGGGGAGAGUGGGUAUGGCACCGGAGAAGCAGUUCGACAACAAUGGAUCCAAGGAGGACUCCAAAGCAUGUCAGUGUCUGCAGAUUCAGACUUUGUGUCUGUAAAGGAUGCCAAUCAGUAUACGCCACUGCUUGCUACAUUUUCAGAAAUUGAUUCUGGACCGUACACAUCUGUCAAGGGCAUCCUUCCCAGACGGCCUCCUCGACCGGAUAGAGAGGAUAAACCAUUUCCCCCACUACCUACAACACCAACACAUCAAAUACUCUACUCAGUAUCAGGGGCAUCUAACACUCACUUAAGAAGGGAGACAUGGUAUUGUGAGGUAGACAGGCACAUGGCUAGUGAGCUAUUGAGGAAUAAAGAGAAUGGUACCUUCCUUUGUCGGCCCACUGUUAACCAAUGGUUAUUGCCGAAGGGAGAGCAGCUACUACAUACUCACAGCAUUGACAUUGUGUAUAAUGGCCUUAUCCACUUGAAGGUGUUCACUCUUAAUAAUAAAUAUGGUUUCUCUCUCCCGUGUACUUCAAACUCCCUGGAGGAGUUGGUCUUUUUCUACAAAGAGAACUCUUUAGAAGAGCAUAACCAUAGACUCACUACCACCUUAAAAUACCCUGUACACGCAGCCUUGCUCUCUUAGUCUCUAUAAUUAUUUUUACGCUAUAUCUUGAUUGUAUAUGCAUGUCUAUUAAAUUAUUGUAAGCUCUUUAAUGCAGAAAUUAAAAGGUGUCUUCAUGCAU
Messenger RNA from Halichondria panicea, 2747 nucleotides. RefSeq lists its product as uncharacterized. Gene Ontology annotation, biological process: regulation of GTPase activity; cell migration. Gene Ontology annotation, molecular function: guanyl-nucleotide exchange factor activity. The transcript has 7 exons. The record is from RefSeq and is a predicted model, not a curated record. Gene Ontology annotation, cellular component: cytoplasm. Bases 788 to 2647 code for a protein of 619 amino acids. Lineage: Eukaryota; Metazoa; Porifera; Demospongiae; Suberitida; Halichondriidae.